This is a messenger RNA of Aspergillus alliaceus, 2199 nucleotides long. Its product is annotated as coiled-coil domain-containing protein MAD1. Gene Ontology annotation, cellular component: kinetochore; mitotic spindle; nuclear envelope. The record is from RefSeq and is a predicted model, not a curated record. The coding region runs from base 1 to 2199 and encodes 732 amino acids. The transcript has 3 exons. Gene Ontology annotation, biological process: mitotic spindle assembly checkpoint signaling; attachment of mitotic spindle microtubules to kinetochore. Lineage: Eukaryota; Fungi; Ascomycota; Eurotiomycetes; Eurotiales; Aspergillaceae.
AUGAACUCAAGGAGGAACUCACAACUCUCUUGGGGCUCGCCACCCCGGAGUACCUCCCCUUUGUCGAUCCCUCCGGCCCCAAGUCCCUUGCGACAAUCAAUCCGCCCUUCCCAAGUGCCAAAGCCUGAUACGGAAAAAGAGGAGCUGCGUAUCCAACUCAGUACUCUGAAGUAUGAGUUGGAGAAUAUCAAACAGGAGCGGGAUCUAAUGAUACUGCGCCAUGAGAAGGACCUUCGGGAUGCUCAGUUAAAGGCAGAUGCGGACUUCCGGAAAGCGCAGGCUGCAGAGUCUGCCAGUCACCGUGCCAGUCACAAGAGUGAGGCGCUCGCGAAAGAGUUGAAAGAAAGCCAAGAAAAUGCGUUGAAAGAGAAGGGCGGUCUUGAGCGGAAGCUCAGAAGUCUUCAGGAUCAGAACCAAAGUUUACAAGAUGAUGUCGACGACGCUAAAGCGCAACUGCUUGACCAGGAGAGACAGUUCAAGUAUCAAAUUAACGAACUAGAGACCAUUCGCUCAUCCCUCCAAAGGACGCUGGAAGGAUUGCAAAACGAUCUGCAAAGCGCUAGGACCGACCUACAGAACACUCAAGAGAAAUUGUGUGAACGAGAAGCGGAUGUCGCCAACCUGGAAACCGAGAAUAUACGACUCAAAGCCGAAGGAAGUGAUGCGGAAACAGUAUCUAUUCUCAAAAGAGAGCUUUCAGACCAAGUCAACCAUAUACGGAAUUUAGAAUCUACAAAUCGGGAACAAAGCGCAGAGUUGCGACAUCUUCGGAAGGUACAGAAAAAUGUCGAGGUGGUGGAAGAGCAGAAGAAAUCGCUGGAGAAUCAACUACAGUUGAUGAAAGACCUUGAAUCUGAAUUAGGAACCGUCCAGAUUCAGAAGCAAAUGCUUGAAGAUGAGCGAACAUCAUGGACUAGUCUUCUCCAGGUCAACGAUGAACAGACCGAGAUUGACUCACCGGAGGCGGUUGUGAAGGCUCUGCUACAGGAGCGGAUUGAGAAGGCCACUCUUGUUGAUAAGCUCGGCAACGUUGAAGCACAGUUUCUGGAGAAGGAUGAGCUCAUAAGAGGCUUGGAGACCGAACGAAGCAACUUGCGACAGGAAAUUGAAAAGCUCCGGAGUAGCAGUACAGCGAAUGGAGGGGCUAUGGCUGAAAGCAGACUCCGGGCGAGACUGGAACGCCAACGAGCGCUCGCAGUGAAGGAGGUCGAAUAUCUUCGGGCACAACUAAAGACGUUCGACACGGAAGAGGUGACUAUGAAUGCGGAGCAAAGCCAAUUCGAUGAGCAUAAGUCGGAGCAGAUCGCCAACCUGGAGAAGCUUGUUGAUGAAUACAGAGUGGAGUUGGAGAAGGUCCAUGAGGAGCUUUCGAAACGUGAAUCAACCCAACAGCAGGAUCCAGAACCUCGGGGUAUUAAACGGCCCCUCUCCCCCGCUGAAAGCGAUGCAGAGAACGAGCGUCUUUCUAUUUUGUCCCGGAAAAACAGGACAUUGCAAGAGUCACUCUCCAAGUCAGAACAGGUGACCACCCUCUUACGCCGAGAACUCGAAGCUACCAAAUCCCAGCUCAAGUCUCUUAAGGCCAAGUCGCGUACUCGCGUUCUCGAACUCCGCGACAAUCCCACAGCGCAAGCCGAGAAUCUCAAACUCUCCACCAUUACAACCCUCAAGGCUGAAAACCGCGACUUGCUCGCCCAGCUCCAGGGCUACCACGAAAAUGUCAAGGCCGUGCCUGCGAGCACCCUAGAGAGCCUCAAACUAGAAAUCCAGGACAUGGAGCGAGUAGUCGCCGACAAGGAGAAGCGCAUGCGACGACUGAAGGAGAUUUGGACCGCCAAGUCAUCCGAGUUCCGCGAAGCUGUCGCCUCUUUACUCGGGUACAAACUGGACUUCCUCCCUAACGGCCGUGUCCGAGUAACUUCCAUGUUCCAUCUCUCUCCCGCCUACAGACAUGGAGACGGCGACGCUUCUUCUGACUCCCGCGGACCCGGCAGCAUGGGCAAUGGCGAAGAGAACUCGAUCAUCUUCGAUGGAGAGAAUGGCACGAUGAAAAUAUCUGGUGGACCGAACAGUCUCUUUGCUAUGGAAAUCAGACCACUUAUUAAAUUCUGGGUCGAGGAACGGAAAGAUAUACCUUGUUUCCUGGCUGCAAUGACGUUGGAUUUCUAUGAUAAGACUACACGAGCUGCACGGAUGUAG